ACACUCGGAUUUACCAAAGCCAAAAAGUUCUUGUUCUGCACUGAGAACAGUACAGUUGAUUUCCACUAGAACUCCAUUGAAUCCAAGCUUUCCAUGCUAAACCAAAGUAAAAAAGAUUCCUAAAUUCUUUUAUUAGAUAGUGCUUGAGUGCUACGCCAUAUUUGUGAUGCGCGUCGUUAACAAUCGACGCGUAUUCCUUAUCGAGCUCGAUAUUUUUAACGUUUCAGCAUAAGUUCGUUCAAUAGUAAUUACGUAGAUUAUGUGCGAGUAAGAUUUCGUUUUGAGCGACUAAGUCUAGUGUACAAAAGUGUUACGACGUCAUCGCUGUCAGUGCUGUUUUAAUCUACUAGACAAACAUUUAGCAGUUUUAAUUUAUCUAAAAGUGCGGAUAAUUGGCAAUUGCCUUUGGUCUUUAAAUUAAUGAAUUGUCUACAUUUUUCUGGCUAAGCGACUUUUACUCUUUCCUUCAAUUCCCAAUUCUAUAUAUUCAGUUAUCACGUAAUCCCAAACUGGAUCUCAAAGGAGGUAUGAAAACUUAUGUGCGUAGGAAGAAGGGCGAUAGCCCUAGUAAUGUUAUUUUACAUCUGAAUGAACUCUGUCGACUAUGUCUGGCUAAAGAUGAGGAAAUGGUACCGAUAUAUGAUGAAGAAACAAUCCCACUUCCACUCAGAAUUAUGGCUUGUCUUAAUCUCGAGGUAUAUGAAGAAGAUGGUCUUCCAAAUAUGAUAUGUCAUCCUUGUAAAUACCAACUUGAAAAAUCUUAUCAAUUUAAAAAGAAAUGUGAAACAGCAGAUAUAAAAUUACGCAAACAUGUGAAACUUAUUCAUCAAUUGACUGGUCCUGAAGAUAAUGAUUCAAUAAGUCAAGAUUCUCGAUCUGAAAAUGAGCAGCUACAAUCUAACAGUGGAAAAUCAAGAAGAGUUAAACAAUUACUUGCUGAUUUGGUAUCAACAAAAAUAGACACAGCUGACAGUCAAACAGUAGGAGAUCCAAUUGAAGUAACAGAAGAAGAGUUGGUUGGUGGUUAUAUACUAGGAGUAGGUGCUGAAAAUGCUGAUAUGGAAGAUAAUUUUUCAGAAGAUCCAGAGAAUAUUACCUUGGUUCCAACUGAAGAACGAUCUGCUAAAGCACGUUGUACAAUAAGAGGAUCAAGGAUUAAGCAAGAGCAAGAAUCUGAUGAAGAACCUGAUGAAAUUCAAAGAGAAUUAAUUAGCUCUGAUAAUCAAAAAGUAUACAGAGUAGAUGUCUUGAAUCAAAGUUCAUCUGAGUUACAACAGCAUUCAGCUAUUGUGGAAACCAGUGAAGAGCUUAAAGUAUUUCAAUGUGAUAAAUGUCCAAAGGCCUUUACAAGACGAAUCAUGCUAAAGAGUCAUCAAUCAGUACACAGUACACAGAGAGGCUUCACGUGUCAAGCUUGCGAGAAAUGGUUCCCAACACGAUCAGCUUUGGUACGUCAUGAACGGACCCACACUGGUGAAAAACCAUUUGGAUGUAAUAUAUGUCAUCGGGCUUUUGCCCAAAAAGAAAUUCUUUUACGUCACUUAAUGACUCAUUCUGGACAAAAACCUUUUCAAUGCCAACAUUGUGAAAAAAGUUUCACACAACGUGAAGCACUAAAAGUACAUAUGCGCCGACAUCAAAAGCUCGACCCUAACGACAUUAAGUUACAUCACUGCCAGUUGUGCCCUAAAGCAUUUUGUCAUGCUUCUGGAUUGAGUAGGCAUCUUGUGACACACACUGGCAGAACUUAUAAAUGUGUUGAAUGUGAAAAAUCUUUCACUGAUAAAAGUUCACUUCUACGUCAUAGUCGCAUUCAUGCGCCUAAACCAAUUAUAACUAAUAAAGUUUAAUCUUUUGUUUCCCAAGUAAAAUGAAAAAUCUCAUUUAAUCAUAUUCAAUGGCUUAUUAAUUAGUACUAUCUUCUUUUUCAAUAAAAAAAUAUAUUUUAAAAUAUUGUUCAUAUUUAUUUAUUCUUAAUGUUCAUUUUUUAUUGUCAACUUUCAGGGCAUUUUCUUGUUUAGCAGUUGUAAAGAGGGUUCCACACAGUGGAAAAAGUAUUUAAUCAGUCCUAAUUGCUCAUGAUGCUCUCAUUUUGAAGAACUAAAAGAAAUAAAUGUGGAAAUAAUUCUUUCACAGUAUAAAGUUUUUAAAAAUCUUUUGCCAAAUUAAUUACAUAUUUUUGUUUGUUUAUAAAAAAUUAUAAUAUCGAAAGUUAUGAAAAGAGUAACUUCAACCAACAACUUAUAUAAAUUUUCGUAAAUAAAAUUUUUUUAAAUAUUACUCUACUUGUUAAUGUUCCAAGAAUGCAUGUAUCAACUUUGAAAUUUUAAUUUGCCAGACCAGCAUACAGGAAUUUAUUCCUCUGCUGGGAAUGUGUAAUGUAUUGUGUAACGUAUUGUAAAAUUUGCUUAAGUUGAUUGUGCAGUAUUCUGGUUAAUAAAUAAACAAUAAAUAAAUAAAUAUUGAUUGGAAAAAAUUAUAGAAGCA
This is a messenger RNA of Phymastichus coffea, 2487 nucleotides long. Its product is annotated as zinc finger protein 892-like. Gene Ontology annotation, molecular function: zinc ion binding; RNA polymerase II transcription regulatory region sequence-specific DNA binding; DNA-binding transcription factor activity, RNA polymerase II-specific. Gene Ontology annotation, biological process: regulation of transcription by RNA polymerase II. The transcript has 3 exons. NCBI's taxonomy places the organism in Eukaryota, Metazoa, Arthropoda, Insecta, Hymenoptera, Eulophidae. Gene Ontology annotation, cellular component: nucleus. The coding region runs from base 528 to 1850 and encodes 440 amino acids. The record is from RefSeq and is a predicted model, not a curated record.